Messenger RNA from Scomber scombrus (Atlantic mackerel), 4299 nucleotides. It is a transcript of the gene nexmifb, whose product is annotated as neurite extension and migration factor b. The coding region runs from base 1 to 4299 and encodes 1432 amino acids. Gene Ontology annotation, biological process: negative regulation of neuron migration; negative regulation of cell-matrix adhesion; negative regulation of cell adhesion mediated by integrin. The transcript is spliced from 2 exons. Lineage: Eukaryota; Metazoa; Chordata; Actinopteri; Scombriformes; Scombridae. Gene Ontology annotation, cellular component: nucleus. The record is from RefSeq and is a predicted model, not a curated record.
AUGGAUGUGUUAACAGACAGCAGUCUCACAUUGAUCGUGAAGACUUCAGAACCAGAGAAUGCAAAUGCAGCGGAGGACACAGGGAUAUGUGAGCAGAGUGGCGACCUGAGUCUGUGCAGACUCGUUGAUGCUGCUCUCCCUCCAUCCUCACCUCGUCCUGCCACAGAGACUUCACAACAGGCCUGCCCACCACACCAGAGGACCAUGCCUACAUCAGCAACCCUGGCCCUCCCCCUUGGCACUGAUCCCUCUCUGGGCCUGACAGAAGCCCCAUCCCCUCCCUCCCAUGAAGCUCCAACUGUAGUCCCCCAUCUUCACCACGCUCCCAGUCCCACAUCACUUCCCACCCCGGCUGUAAGCUCCUGGAGCCCAACAAGAGAUACCGAGAAGACUUCCCUUCCACUGCCCGUUGCCAUUCCUCUGUCAGCUACAAUGAUGGAGCCUGGCACUGUUUCUGCCCUGACAGAGGAGUGUCUCCUUCAGCCGACCCGCACAUGUCUUGGCUGCUUCAUUGAGACUCGUGAUGCCACUGACCGUAAUUCCAUCCAAAACUCACCCCAUGAUCCUAAUACCAACCCUGAUUCAGACACUGGGCUAAGUGUACGGAUAGGGGAUGUGAGCCGAGAGGACUUCUCUGACAUCAACAACAUCAGCAUCCAGUGCCUGAGCCAUGCGGGGGAGGCAGUGAGUCACUACGGAGAACAGCUCCUCUCUGACCAGCUACUUAGCUUUCCUCUGCAGAAAGCCCCAGGUGAGGGCAAGAGAGUGGAUGGAAACAAAACAACAGAGGACUGCGAUGACCCAGAGGAUGAUGCAACAGCUAAGAACUUGUAUGAGGGACUGUUACUGGACAAAGUGAGUGGAGAGGAGGUUCUGCUGGCUAAUGCUGGCCAGGACUGGGGCUACUUUGAAUCUUUCAUCAGUGAGAGUAAGAUGGAACUGCUGGACCUUUGUUCUAAGAAUGAGCUGUCAGUCAACCUCUUUUCUGAGGAAGAUGUUGACAAUCUAUUUGAUGAUGAAGAUGAUGACUCUACUUUAAGCAGUGACGUUUGUUCAUUGAAGAUUCGUUAUGAGUCUUUUCAGGAUAACAUGAGGGAAAAAACAAAUGUGCUCCAGGAGGAGACCCAGUUCAACUUUUUCCCCAGUGUCCUGGCCAACUGUGCCAAGAAAGAAGAUGGAGGGGGAGUCUUGAGGAGGAGCGCUGAGGAGCUUCAGCCCAAAACUGACGAGCUCAUCCUGGAGACGGGACAGGAGGAAAAGGCUGGGGACUGCAGUGGCAGGAGCCCACUUGAUGGCUCCCAAGGCUCACCCAUGUCAACUCCCAAAGUCAACUACCUAAUGGACUUCAAUUCAACGGAGGAGUCAGGCGAAUUCAGUGAUGACAGCUCCUGCACUGGCUCCUCCUCAGACACCCUGCAGGAGGGCAAAUUUAAGAAAGGCCACUCCAAAAGAUUCCUCAGCCCCUCCAAUCCUCUCAACUAUGGCUUACGCUCCAAGAGAAAGGUUCGAUACAGUGAUGAUUACUUGUAUGAUGUUGACUCGCUUGAGAGUGAGAAGAAUGCAGAGAAAAAAGAGAAAGCUCCAUCUGGUCAGAAAGAGGAGGAGGAUGUAGACUGGUGCCCCAAAAAACGGCGGAAAUCAUGCCGUAAAGAGCCACCUGUGGUUAUCAAGUACAUCAUCAUCAACAGGUUUAAAGGAGAGAGACUCAUGUCAGUGAAACUGGGCAAGAUGGACACUGUGGAUGCUACUGUGAGCUUAAAUGCCGACACAGUAAGCAAAUAUGAGACACUGGCUCCUCUGAAGGAUUUCUGGCAGGAGAGGCAAAGAGAGAGACAGGAACAGCUUAAGCUGGCUGCCAGAGAUAAACAACAACGUGGUUUUCAUCUAAACGGACGCCAUCAUCGCCCUUUUAAUUCUAGUCAUCCCAAAAGGAAAUACAAGAUUGCAAACAGGCUUAAGGUUCAGAGGAUUCACACUGUGGAGCAAUCAGCAACAGCACAGGGCUCCCCUCUCUCUGAUCAGAGCCAUGGAGGUGUCACUAAAGAGGCGGCCACCCCCACGGUAGGGGGAAUAAUAGCAGCCCCAGGCCUCCCAGUCACAUUAGACACAAACUCCAUCACGCACACAGUCACAGCCAAGAGCCGCUCCCAGGAGAGGGAGGAGAGGGAGGGGAGGAGAUUGGGAGGAAAUAAAACAGUCAGGAUAAGGAAAUUCAAAAGCGAAGCCAGGCUGAGGAGCAAGAAAAUGAAAGAGGCAGAAGGAGAGGAGGGGAGGAGCGUGACAAAUGAAACGGAUGCCUGUGUCACUGCAGCACAGACUGAGGACCCUACUACUGGGUUAGAAGAGGCAGGAAUGAGCUCAACUACAGUCAAACCCCAUUUCUCUGACAGUGCCACCACAGCUCACACAUCCGAGGAGAAAUUCCCCUUUGUUUCGUCCACUGGCUCUCCUGACAAAGCUCCCUCCUCUGAGGAGGUGGAGGCGGGUGUCCCUGUCAUCCCAGGGGGCUACCUACAGACCCUGUUAGAUGCCACGGACUCCUCCAGUGGAGCAACUAUCUCUUAUUUCCCCCAGCAGCCCUCUCGGCAGCAGUAUCCUCUGGGACUGUCCCUAGAGGAAAAACAGUUUUCUUCUUUGCAGCUGGCUCAGAGCUGCGUCCUAUCUCCUCCCUCUGAGUCUGAGCUCCAGCAGUCUCCCCAGAACUGCCCCAGCUUUCCCCAGAUGUGGCACCCACAGCUUUGCGCAAGUCACAGCCAGAACUUUGGGCCUGAGACCCCUGAGACUCCCAUCUUAAACAACAACUUCCCAGCUGCUGUGCCCCUGAAUGACAACCUACCAGUGUCUAACUACAGCCAGCUGAGCCCUGAGGCUGACAGGCUGCUUUAUGAGAAGAGCUACCUGACUGACACUGGGCUGCAGACUGGGGCAGAUCUGCAAGUGUGUCAGUCUGCCUGUGUGGAGGGUCAGGUGCAAUACCAGAGAGGGUCCCUAUGCACAGACAAUGGCAGGCUCAUCAGCUAUGACUCAGUGGGCUCUCUGUCAGCCUCCUCCAGCAAUUACAGCUCCCUCAGCCUCAAAUCUUGUGAGCGAGAGGGUGAGGAGGAGGGCAGAGAUAGCUUCUUAGCACAUUGCAGUCCUAAAGUGGUGAUUCAGCAAAGUGUGGAUGCCCUUACCCCACUCAGGGAGUCCUCAGACCUGCUGGAUAUCUCCAACUUCACCCCUGACAAAUUUAGACACUCAUCAUUGUCAGAGCUUUCUCCUCCUGAGACCCCCAACCUGUCCCCCCAGGUGGUGGGGCGGGAGAUGAAGAUGGCAGGGAACGUUGGAGAAUACCAGGAUGUGAAUGAUAUGACUAUGGAAUGCAGGGAGGUAAAGUGGAACUGUGACGUUAUGCAGCAACAGGAGCCCACAGCAAAUGCAUACACAGUGGAAGACAACCAGUUUCCGCUGCACAACUUUAACAGUCAGGAUGUCUUAUGUUUAGAUAAAAAGGAGCUGGGUGUUACAAAAUUUGAAGAACAGACUGGUGAGAUGGUUGGUGCAAAAAGCAUUAAGUCAAAGAGGAAAGGUAAUUACAAACAGGCAGCUGCAGGACAGAGCCAAAAGAAAGCCCGGGCCCCCAGAGCUGCCAAGUCAGAAAAGGUGAAGACCCCCAAACAGAACUCACGUUCUACCAAAAAGAUAAAGGCCAUGUUAGAGGGUAAGGCAGCAAAGAACCAGGCAGGUGGCUGUGGCACAGGCCUGACUGAUAGUAGCAGCACUGGAGACUGGUCUGGCACCGGCUGGUCAGAGAGCAACAGUCUGGUAGGGGACGACCAGAGAGAAUUUGAAGAGCCCUCUAAUAUUCUGUCCAACAUUGUCUCUGGCAUGGCUGAGGUCCAGAGGUUUAUGAUGGCUUCUAUUGAGCCACUGUGGAAUCCCAUGUCUGAGGCCUGCAUGCCCUCUGAGGCCAAUAACCUCAACCUAAAGACCCUCAAAAUCUUGGCAGGCACAGAGGCUGAUCUGAAGAAAAAAGGAGCCGCGCUAACAGGGGCUGGGAGAGGCAGAAAGGCAGGGGGAAAGGGAGGAAAGAACCAGGCCAAAUUCAACCCCUCGCAUCCCUUAUUCCCUCAACUAGCUCUGGGCUGUAACAUGUUUGAUAAACCCAACUUUAUUAACCCUGGGCCUGCACACAAAAAGCUGUACCGCCACAAGACCAGUGCAAAGUUCCCUCGGAUUGAGACACUGAAGGGGAAGCGAGCUGAGAGAGACCCAAAUAAGGACAUUGCACUGAUGACCUCUUUUGAGAAACUGAGGUAA